UGCGAGCUGUGACGUCACCGAUGAUCCACAUCUGACGGUCUCUAGGACCCCGCGAACUCCUUCCCGCUGACGGGCCAUUGCGGCGAGACCCGAGACGGCGGAGCGGAGCAGGCCGGUGCCGGGGAGGGUCAGGACGGGGAGAGACGCGGAGGGAAGACGGGCAGUGCGCGACCACCGGAGGGUUCAGGCCCGGGGCUGCAUGGCGAAACGGGGAGAAGGAGGAUUUGAUGGUCUGAAGGUGGAUCAGUUUCAUCGCCACAAAAGUCCCUCAGCAUUUUAAUGUCUUUUAUUUCAUUUGCGUUGAUUUCAAAUGCAUCGAUCAGGCCUGUAGUGUGUUUUUGUUUCAUCAUGCCUCUCGAUCUGGACUGUGACGCAGCGGCGAACAAAACGAGUCCAGAGACAGCACAGGAAGUGUGUGAGGUCACACAUGAAGAAAGAGUGACGGACACACCAACACGAAGAGUCGGACGACCCGCUCGAAAACGCAAAGCACCAGGAGUGGAUAGUUGUGGGCGUGUGAUUGAGGGCGUGGCCUGUAUGAAACGGGCGGGGUGCAACGGUGAAACAGAGAGUCGGGUUUCACAAAACUUGGAGCAGAACGACUCCUCCCCUGACUCCACCCACCAGAACGGCACAGACACGUCCCCCGGAGCGGACGGAGACUCCGCCCCUUCCACUCCACGGAAAAAGCGAGGGCGGCGGAAACUCGUGCACCCGGAGCGUCACGUAGAGGAGGACGACACCAGCAGCGACACCAGCAGAGGAGAGAGCGACGGGGGUCGUCUGAGGGGCCGGCAGGGCUGGGACAUUAGUCUGCGGAGACGUCCCGUACAAAGAGAGACCUUCCAGGCCGGAGACCCCUAUCACAUCAGCCGCAGAGAGAAAGAGGAGUGGCUCGCUCGCUGGAGGAAGGAGAAGGUCAGAGAGACACCAGAAGAGGAGAAGGCUCAGCUGGUGACCACCAUGAGUGACAUAAUGGACGACCAAUCAGCUGUGGGCACUCAGAAGGAGGAGGAGGAGUCAGCCAUCAAUCUACCAUCCACGCCCACACCUCAGCAGCAGCACACUGACCCCGCCUCCCCGACGGUCGCCACGACGCCUGAGCCGCCUCCCGUCGCCUGUGGCAACAAAGUGAUGGCGAGAGCCUCGGAGAUGGAUAUGGAGUAUGAGGACGGCCGUGGGUUCGGGAUCGGAGAGCUCAUCUGGGGGAAGCUGCGAGGAUUCUCCUGGUGGCCCGGCCGGAUCGUGUCGUGGUGGAUGACAGGUCGUAGUCGGGCCGCUGAAGGAACCCGCUGGGUCAUGUGGUUUGGAGAUGGCAAAUUCUCAGUGGUUUGUGUGGAAAAGCUGUUGCCCUUGAGUACAUUUUGCACGUCUUUUCAUCAGCCCACCUAUAACAAACAGCCCAUGUACAGAAAAGCCAUCUAUGAAGUUUUACAGACGGCGAGUAUGCGUGCCGGUAAACCGUUCUCUAUGUGUGUGUCUGCUGAUGACACGGAGACGGGGAAGAGUAUUGAACUGCAGACGCAGCAGAUGAUUGAAUGGGCCAGCGGUGGGUUUCUUCCUACUGGUGCCAAAGGUCUGGAGCCUCCACCAGCGGAGCGGAGCCCAUAUACUGAGGUGUAUCCAGAGAUGUGGGUGGAGCCUGAGGCAGCUGCGUACACGGCUCCGCCCCCUGCCAAGAAACCCAGGAAGAACAGUGUCGAGAAACCCAAAAUCAAAGAGAUUAUUGAUGAAGGAACCCGAGAGAGACUCGUUUAUGAAGUCAGACAAAAGUGUCGCAAUAUUGAAGAUAUUUGCAUUUCCUGUGGAAGUGUGAACGUAUCACUAGAACAUCCUCUGUUUAUUGGAGCCAUGUGCCAGAGCUGCAAGAACUGUUUCCUGGAGUGCGCGUAUCAGUACGAUGACGACGGCUAUCAGUCAUACUGCACCAUCUGCUGUGGAGGACGAGAAGUGCUCAUGUGUGGGAACAACAACUGCUGCAGGUGUUUCUGCGUGGAGUGCGUCGAUCUGCUCGUCGGGGCCGGAUGUGCACAGGCCGCUAUUCGCGAAGAUCCCUGGAACUGCUACAUGUGCUGCAGCAGGAACGUCUUUGGCCUCCUGAGGCGCAGGGAUGACUGGACCUCACGACUGCAGCUGUUCUUCGCCAACAACCACGACCAGGACUUUGAACCGCCAAAGUUGUAUUCACCAGUAUCAGCAGAGAAGAGGCAGCCAAUCAGAGUGCUGUCUUUAUUUGAUGGCAUCGCUACAGGACUGCUGGUGCUAAAGGACCUGGGCAUUCAGGUGGAGCGAUACGUGGCGUCGGAAGUGUGUGAGGACUCCAUCACGGUUGGGAUAGUGCGACACCAUGGACAGAUCACGUAUGUGGGGGACAUCAGGAGCAUCACACGCAAGCAUAUUCAGGAUUGGGGACCGUUUGAUCUCGUGAUCGGCGGAAGCCCCUGUAACGAUCUGUCCAUCGUCAACCCUGCCAGGAAAGGCCUGUUCGAGGGCACCGGGCGUCUGUUUUUUGAGUUCUACCGGCUGCUUCACGAAGCGCGACCCAAAGAAGGAGACGACCGGCCGUUCUUCUGGUUGUUUGAAAAUGUCGUUGCCAUGGGAGUCAGUGACAAGAGAGACAUCUCACGCUUUCUGGAGUGCAAUCCAGUAAUGAUCGAUGCUAAGGAGGUGUCGGCCGCACACAGAGCUCGAUACUUCUGGGGAAACUUACCUGGAAUGAACCGGCCUCUGAGUGCCAUGAUGAACGAUAGACUCGACCUGCAAGACUGUCUGGAGCAUGGACGCACAGCUAAGUUCGGAAAAGUGCGAACCAUCACGACCCGCUCAAAUUCAAUAAAACAAGGCAAAGACCAGCACUACCCCGUCUACAUGAACAAUAAAGAGGAUAUCCUGUGGUGCACAGAGAUGGAGAGAGUUUUCGGCUUCCCCGUCCAUUACACAGAUGUGUCCAACAUGAGUCGCCUCGCCAGGCAAAGGCUUCUGGGAAGGUCGUGGAGCGUGCCUGUGAUCCGCCACCUCUUCGCUCCUCUGAAGGAAUACUUUGCCUGUUACUGAAGCUCCGCCCACCACGCAGCGUGAUGGCGUCGUGACGUCCCUCCUCUUCCUUUCCCGCGUAUCCAAAACGCUCCACCUUCCUGUGUUCUUCAUGUUUGCUCGUGGCCUGUGAACGGCUGGUGCUAUCCUAAUAUUACCAUUCAUCCCACUAGACAGCCACAUGAUAUUUAUUUGAACACGUACAGUAACUGAGUUCAGAUUUAUGAGUUUCAUGUAUUUUAUUGUCCUUUGUUUUCAGUUUUUUUUUUUCGUCAUGUUCCAACUGUGACAACUCUUUCUCUCUCACAAAACUGACAGAGACAAAAUGUGUGUGUUUGCAAGUGUAUGUUUGUCUGAGCGUGAAAAUAUAGAGCACAAGGCGCUGGAUAACAGGUGUGAAACAGAAGCAGACACUCUCUGAAUAAUCAAAGCAGGCGAAUCCUCACUCCCCGACCCUAAAACCAAUGUUACGCCGCAAACUAACCAGGUAUGAUGUAGAAAAUAUGAAAACAUGUCUAGGUCAUAUUUCACCCUAAUAUCAAAAGUAUAAAACAUUUUAGCAUGAUUUUUUUUGGUUUGUUUGUUUUUUUACAUUAUUGUAAUACAAGAAUUAUAAAUAAAAUUAAAUGAAAUGAAAUAGGGCUGAUUUUUUUUUUUUUUUUUUUUUUUUUUAAUUUUUUUUUUUGUUUGUUUUGUUUUUUUUUUUAUUUUUUAAUUUUUAAAUUUUUUGGGAGGAAAUUUGACUGUUGGGCAUAUUUUCAUGAGAUCGAUUAAGCAUUGUUAUUUAUUACCCAUUAUUUCUACUAUUACAUGAAUAGAAAUCAGGUAAAUCAUAUCUAGUUAGGACAAAGUGUCGGAUUAACAUGUAAGAAAUGCAGUUUAUCACUCAUCGCUUUAUCAUGUUGUGCCUGGUUAGGAUACGUGUCUGUAACAUCAACACAAACAUCAUUUUUCAAACAAAAACACACACAUUUCCUGUGAGAGAGAAGAUGUGCUUGAAAAAUCAACAAUACACUGUUUACAGGUUGUGCUCUUAAAUAUGGUACUACUAAACUACAGCAACUGUUCACUCACAACUAACUCCACUAUGGUGCUCUCUCUCUCUCUUUCAGUCUCCGUCUCUCCUUCUCUCAGCAAUACAAACACAGCGUACAGUCCCGUAUGAUGCCUUUCUGCUGGAGCCUAUAGGGCACAUAUGAGAGAGCUGUGUUCGGUUACACACACAUACAUGCAUGCUGAGAGCUGUGUUACACAUUCAUAGACCUUAAAGAGACAGUUCACCCAAAAAUCUAAAUUCUGUCAUCAUUUACUUACCCUCACAAUUCAGCCAUUUAUGACAACCACAUUUUAAACCAAAUUCAGCAACGUGAAUGCAACAGGGUUGCCAGAUCUGUGAAACAAAAUCAGCUUAACUGCUAAUCAAAACUAGCCCAAUUGCAUUUUUUUCCAUUAUUUCCCCUUCUGUCAGGGAUUCUCUUCUGUCUAAGUAGCGUUUGCUUUAACUUGUGGAAACAGUGUAAAAGUCUAAUUCCGCUGGAAAACCAAAGACUUGGCAACACAGGUAAAAAGUUUUUGCAGUCUCUUCUGCUCACCAAGCAUGCAUUUAUUCGAUCCAAAGUAAAGCAAAAACAGUGCAAUUUUGAAAUUUACUAUUUCAAAUAACUUUUUUCUAUUUAAAUAUAUUUUAAAAUGUAAUUUAUUCCUGAGCUGAAUUUUUAGCAUCAUUACUCCAGUUACAUGAUCCUUCAGAAAUCAUCCUUGCUAAAGAAAAGUAUUAAUGUCUAUGUUCUCCUCCCUAAUAACUUUGAUAUUGAUAAUAAUAAUAAAAAUUAUUUCUUGAACAGCAAAUCAGCACAUUUGAAUGAUUUCUGAAGGAUCAUGUGACACUGAAGACUGGGGUAAUGAUGCUGAAAAUGCAGCUUUGAUCACAGGAAUAAAUUACAUUUUAAAAUAUAUUCAAAUAGAAAGCAGUUAUUUUAAAUAGUAAGAAUAUUUCAGAAUGUUACUGUUUUUGCUGUACUUUGAAUCAAAUAAAUGAAGGUUUGGUGAGCAGAAGAGUCUUUCUGUUAAAUCUUACUGUUCAAUCUUACUGUUCAAAAACUUUUGACUGGUAGUAUAACCAUUUGCAAAAAUUUUACACAGUGUGUAUGGAACAGGGUUGCCAGAUCUGUGAAGCAAAACCAGACCGAUUGCUAAUCAAAACUAGCCCAAUGGCAUUUUUUUCCAGUUUCCACCUCCGUCAGGGGUCCUCUUCUGUCUAAGUAAUGUUUACUUUAACUUGCGGCAGCAGUGUAAAAGUAGUACAUUUCUGCUGGAAAAAUGCAUACUUGGCAACACUGGUGCAGAACUGAACUGAACAACUAGUUGAUGGUGACAUAUUUAAAUCCAAAUCAGAUUUAUGGCUUUUCUGUAUGUGCGGUGCAAGAAAUCACAGUGCACGAUGUACGUUCCCUACCAAAAGCUACACUUGAUGCUGCGUAUCAAUACCGUAAUGAGAACAUUCUUUGUUUGACCGGUUGUGAAGCAUGUGUGUCAAACAUGCCAAGAAUUGGCCUAAAUAACCUCGGCAGGUGACGUCAAAUGAUUACCUGCACCUGAGGGUUAUAAAUAGACGUGAAAUGCUUUCUUUACGAAGCAUGAGCUGUUGCGCCCCCUGGUCGAGGCUCGAGAGGCAGGUCCUCCCCUUUCUCUCGUUCUCUCACCAGAUCAGGAGAUUUUCACGCCCGCUUCCAGAGCAUGCCCCAGCAUUUCUUUGGAUCUGUCAGCGAACGCUGCAACUCUUGCUUCUGUUGAAUUGAAAUUCAGAGCGCUGCCUCCGAGCGAUUAUAUAUACGAAUGAGGAGGUACUCGAGGUGAUGACUUGUGCACCAGACUAAAGCUGGAUUGGCCACAGGAACAAGAGACCCCCAGAUGCUCCGAACUAGAUGACAGGCUUCUGUCAGGUGGUCGGGGGAGGGACCUCAGCCAUGGUCUCUCCACUUCUUUGGUUACCUCCAUGAUGAGAGAACUCAUUCAUGGAGUAAGCCAUAUUUGUCCUGUGUUCUUCUUUGUCCUCAAUUCUGAAUUAUUCCAUUAUUGUGGAUUCAAGGCACAGAGUUACAUGAUGAUACCCCAGGUGGAGGAGACGCUAUUGGGCUAUCUCUCCUCUGGGGGCAUAUUGUCAGUCGAAAGUCAACGCUCCCUACCAAGCUAUGUAGAGCAACAUCUACACUUGUAGGGAGAGCGUACAAGAAGUCAUGCUGGUGCUGCCCUGCACACCACAGUGGUUUUGCAGGCGUAUCAGACUGACAUUCAUAAAGAUCUGAGCGCAGGAAGGCAAAGAGGCUUGAGGAAGCUUUUAAGUGUCUCCCCUACCGUGCUCUAGUGUCGGGGCUGUUGGCCACCCAGUCCCAACACAGUCCAGCUCCCCUGAUGCGAGAAGCCCAAAGAGACAGUGUGCGAGUCUUAUGCCCUCUUGUAAAGACUGGGGAAAUGCUCAUAGCACUCAACAUCCAAAGAGGAAGCCGGUCCUAAAAACGGUUUAUGACCGAAAGGAGGUCCUGAGGCUGUGCCCAGGACAAUGUGUAUGUCUCCUCGGGGAGGGCCAUGGUAAACUCCAAUGGGGAGUAAGAGGUCGUUCUUGGCACCCUUAGGGGAUCGCUGUACAACUUCCGCCACCACCGGUGUUACGGGGGUCAGCGAUCUCCAGUAAGAUGUUACAUGUUUGGUUGUUUCCUGCCGUGUUUCAGGACACCAGACAUUUAACAUUCCCCCCAGCAAAAUAAAGUGUCACAAUCAAUGUCCCUUUCAGAAAAUUCGGCACCAUGGAAGCUACUGCCAAAUGUCUCUCCUUGAGUCAUCAGGACUGUACAAAAGGGGCUAUAGCAUACGAUUUGCAUAUUGUCCUCUGCAUUUCAACAGCGUAGUCUCCACUACUGUGAAACCAGAACAAGCAUUUUUGUUGACACUGGAAUUGCAAGCUCUGCUGAACAAGGAGGUCGUAGAACAUCUCCCCUCCUAGACAGAGAGUCGAGCUGCUAUAGCCAAUAUUUCUGGUUCUCAGAAAUGACGAGGGUUACGUCCACUCUAGAUCUUUGCGGGCUGAACCGCUUUCUAAGAAUGUACAAGUUCAGAAUUCUGACAAUCAGUGAUUGUUUUCUUCGAUCCAAUCAGGUGAUUGGUUAUCGACAGAUGAUCUCAAGGACACAUACUUUCAUUUAGAAAUUUUGCCACAACGCAGGAAGUUCCUGAGGUUCGCUUCGGGGGUAAAGCUUACCAGUAUCAGGUUCUUCCAUUCGGCCUAGCCUAAUCACCCCGCACAUAUGCAAAAUUUUGCAUCGACGACUGGCUGAUUUGGCCCAGUCUUCGGAGCAUGCGCUUUGACAUUGGAGCAUGCGCUCGUCUUGACUCUCUGGGAUGGAGACUCAACGCCAAGGAAAGUGUUUCUCUAUUGCCCAGGGGACAAUGUAUUUAGGGGUUGUACAGGAUUCGAUCAUACUGUGGGCACAGCUGUCUCCUGCACUUGUCGAAUCCAUUCUAAACACCCUAAAGAAUUUCAGGCUAGGCCAGAAAGUUACUAUUCAAUACUUUUAGAAAGUUCUUGGUCUCAUAGUGACUGCAUCCACAUAAACCUUUGAUGUCAUGCACAUGAGACCACUGCAGUUGUGGCUUAAAGCCAGGGGAUUUAAUCUAAGGGCCUAUCCCCAGAGGCAUACAAGGGUUACACGCUAAAGGCUUCGUACCCUUUCUAUGUGGUUCAGACCCCGGUUUUUGACUUUGGGUCCCACUCUAGGCACGUGUUGUCAUCGCAAGAUGCUAACGACAGAUGCUUCCCUCACGGGCUGGGCUGCAGUCUUGUAUGACCGUCCAGCCCAAGGGAUCUGGAGAGGUCAUCUUCUCGAUUGGCACAUCAGUUGCCUCAGAAUGAUGGCUGUAUUUCGGGCCCUGAAAUACAUCCUUCAGCAGGGGCUACCAUGUCUUAGUGCGGGGCGACUACACUGUGGUAGCCACUUAAGUCACCAGGGCAGCUCCCCCGGAUCUGGAUGUAAGGACCCGUAUGUGGUCCAGCCUGCGUCGUUACGCAGUCCCCUGAUCGUUCUGCUCCCAGGAGUCCUGGCCAUGGUUGUCAACAAGGGUCUUGCUGCUUAUUUAUAGCACCUUGUUGGCCAACCAGAGUGUGGUUCUCAGAUUUAAUAUUCCUCCUUGACGGCUCACUGUGGUGAUUCCAGUCAGGUGAGUU
Molecule: messenger RNA, 8251 nt
Organism: Labeo rohita (rohu)
Lineage: Eukaryota; Metazoa; Chordata; Actinopteri; Cypriniformes; Cyprinidae
Gene: dnmt3aa
Product: DNA (cytosine-5-)-methyltransferase 3 alpha a
Exons: 23
Coding region: 280-3054 (924 amino acids)
Biological process (GO): negative regulation of DNA-templated transcription
Cellular component (GO): cytoplasm; nucleus
Molecular function (GO): methyltransferase activity
Source: RefSeq, a predicted model, not a curated record